ACGGUAAGAUGGCGUCGGCGGGGAGGGGGCCGCGGGGGGCCCAGGAAGCCGGGCCCGAGGGUGGCCUCCUCUCUGUCUCCUUCUAUUCCUCCCGCCCCCGGGCUCCUGGAGUCCGACGCCGUCCUCCGUGGUGGGCGGGGCCGGGGUUCUAGGAUGCUGUUUGUUUUGGUCUCGGGAGAGUGGCUGGUCUGGGCCUGGCCGGGCCUCCAAACUUGCAAUUGAAAUGGGAAGAAGGAGGAGGAGGAGGAAAGGAGGAAGGAGGGCGGCGAAGAGAAGCGGUGCCGGGCGGGCCGAGCAGUCUUAUCAGCUGCGCUCAGAGGCUGCUGGUCUGGAUGGCCGCGAAGGUAGUGGCGCCUGCUGGUAGGAAGUCUACAUGUCGUGGAGGCGCCUCUGGAGCGAAAAAGAGUUCAAAAUGAGUUAUGCAGAAAAACCCGAUGAAAUUACUAAAGAUGAGUGGAUGGAAAAACUCAAUAACUUACAUAUACAGAGAGCUGAUAUGAACCGACUCAUUAUGAACUAUCUUGUUACAGAGGGGUUUAAGGAAGCUGCUGAAAAGUUUCGAAUGGAGUCUGGAAUUGAGCCCAGUGUUGAUCUAGAAACAUUAGAUGAGCGAAUCAAAAUACGAGAGAUGAUAUUGAAAGGUCAGAUUCAGGAAGCUAUUGCAUUGAUAAAUAGCCUACAUCCAGAGCUCUUAGACACAAAUCGGUAUCUUUAUUUUCAUUUACAGCAACAACAUUUGAUUGAACUGAUUCGGCAGCGUGAAACAGAAGCAGCCUUGGAAUUUGCACAGACACAGUUAGCAGAACAAGGAGAAGAAAGUAGAGAAUGCCUGACAGAAAUGGAACGCACUUUGGCUUUGCUUGCUUUUGAUAAUCCUGAAGAAUCACCCUUUGGAGAUUUGCUUAACAUGAUGCAGCGGCAAAAGGUGUGGAGUGAAGUUAAUCAAGCUGUCCUAGACUAUGAAAAUCGUGAGUCAACACCCAAGUUGGCAAAGUUACUGAAGCUACUACUGUGGGCUCAAAAUGAGUUGGACCAGAAGAAAGUAAAAUACCCCAAAAUGACAGACCUCAGCAAGGGGACAAUUGAGGAACCCAAGUAAAAUAUGUGCAGGAGGACAGCAAGCAACUUUACUACUGCACAGUAUUCUUCAUUUAUAUCAGUCUGUGACUGAAAGAUUUUUACUACAGUACAGGACUUGUUUUCUUUUCUUUUUUUUUGAGCAAACAUCUUAUUUAAAGGGAGAAAUGAUCCUUUAAAUGCUGGGAAAAAAAUGUUGCAUUAAAAGGCGCUGUAUCUCUUUGAAAGUCUGAUUUAGGCUAUGCACUAUGAUACAUUUUUAAGAAUUAGACAAAUUGCAUUUUGCAUUUUAACAUCCCAGUGCUUUUCUGAUUGGCCACUGAAGGAUUUUAGUUUAGUAGCCAUUCAAGUGCUGCAUUAGUAAAGAGUAUCAGUUCAACUGAAUGCCUCACACUUAAAAUGUUUGUAGAGCACUGAUUACUUGCUUUAUGUUAAGUUAUAGUAGCCAAAUAAUGCAUUUUCUUAACCCCAAAGUUCUGUCAAGUUUUCAUCAAGCAUUUUCUUCUGGGUACCUUUUUUUGCAUAGGAAAAAGUGUAUAAACUUGUAAAUUGUAACUCAGACUCUUUUUGUGAGGGUGUUGUGUUUGAUUUCUCUUUGGUAUUUUUGGGUUGUAUGGUUUCUAGGGGAGUUUGUGUGGGGGCAGGGGUUGUAUGUUUUAAUUUUAUAUAUAUAUAUAUAUAUUUUGGUGUUUUAUAUGGUGAGAGACUUGUUCACAAUGGAUCAAUGAACCAUCUUUUUUGCAGUCAGUCUUGCUAAAAAUAAAGGUUUCUUUUUGAUUUCAAGAAUGACCAAAAUGGCUUCUAAAGAGAUCUGUAAUCUCUUUAAUAAUAGUUUUGUCACAAUGGGAUUUUUGUAGUGACACCAACAGUGUUAACUGCAGCCUUAAAAAUGACCAUAUCUAUUACUUCUGGAAUCCUCUUAUGGGAAUGAUAGUCCUUUUGCUGGUGGUGAACUUUUUAAACAUUUUGUGUUUCUAUGAAAGUGGUAUGAGCUUUUUAGGAAAUUCAUUUGUUCUCAAACUUUCCUAUACUAAUGAUUAAUAGCUAUGGAACUUGUACUACAGAGUUCUACAAAGUACCACUCCUAUUUGUUCUUUGGUUCAGCUCUAGAAUUUUACAUUCCUAUUAUAGGAUUGCAAUUUUUUAGGAGUGCAUAAUGGCUCGAUUUCACAACAUUUUGUGUAUGGAUAAAUACUAUAUGCAUACUACAUAUACAUUAGUUAACUAAUAUAUUUGUGACAUAAAUAUAUGUUUUGAGUGUACUUUUGAGCACUGACUUUCCUAAAUUAAUGCUAAUAAUCUACAUGAAAUUCUGUGCUGCUAAAUAAUCAAAAUGAAUCUGAUAAAGCAGUGAAGAAUAACAAUUCAGUGCACUAAUGUGCAUAUAAUAGAUGCUAGUCUAAUGUGGAUUAUAAUUUCGGGUAGAUUACAAUGAUUUAACUUCCCUUUGAAUAUUCAAUGUGGAAAAAUUUGUGUUGGCAUUUAAGGCUUAAAGAAAAGUAGUAACUAUUAAUAGCCACAAUGCAUUAUUUUCAAUCCUGUUUGCCUUCUUUUGCCUUUUAAUUGGAUUAUCUGGUUAACUGAAGUUUUAUACAUGACAAGACUAUUUGUAAUUAAGUAUCUCUGGUAUUUGCUGUCAUCCACAAUGAACUGUUUUGCUAUUUUACUUGGGUUGUAUUCACAUUGUUUCCUACAUUCAAUUUUAUGGAAUAGCUAAAUCUGGCAGUAUUUCAUGUUCAGUUAUGUGUCUGUUUUAUGUUAUGUAAUAGCAGGUUGCAAAGUCAAAUUGUAAUUCUUCACCAGUGAUAGCCAAGUUUAUCUUUAGCCUGGCUUUUUUGGAAACCGAACUUUAAAAUUUUGUUGGUAUGAAAUAUAGGGACAGUUUCUGUGGACUCUGUAUUUCAGCCAUGGUUGUACCACAGUAGAAUAAAUGCUGCAGUCAGGUGAAGUUCAUUCAUUUCUUGAAUUUUCAUUCACCUGUUUGAUUGUACCAACCACCUGAAAACAUUUUCAUAUUUUUAACAUGACAUUUCUUUAUUAUAGAAGAUUUUGAACUCAGAUAAAUUAGGAUAGAAAGGCACUUUUAAUAUCCAAAUGAAAAUUUUAGGAUCAGGAAGAAAAAAAUAGGAGUAAAGAUAAAGGCUGCAUAUUCUUUAAGAAAGCACCAAGAUAAGUAUAGUCUCUAGUCAUCUUUUGUUAUUAGUGUAUAUAAGAUAGUUUAUAUAAAUAAUAUGUAUAAUAUAUAAUCAUUUUGAAAUAUGCUUAAAUGGUAGGGACUAUGAAAAUGUAUAGUUAUUGAAAUAUACACAGGAAUUAUCCUUGACAUCAGUAAAUGAAUGGAUUUUAUCAUAUGCAUGAAAUGUCUUUAAUAGGUGUUUGUUUAUAAACAAAUUGUUGGGAUUUUGUGGUCCCAUUUAAUGAGUUAUAUUAAAAAAUCUAUUGAUUUUUAGAUAUUAGUGAAAAUUGGAAACUUGGACUUUUUUCCCUCUUGUCAUCUUUUCCAUCUUUAAAAUACAAAAAAAUUUCUAUUUUCCCGUGAUAUAUUUAUUUAUGAAUUGGAAACAAUGUUCUCAAUUAAUGGUAAACUAAUAGUUUACAUUGAUAGAGUACUUGCUUCUUUAUGAUCAUUUUAGUUUUUUCAUAAUACAAUUUAAAUUUGUCAUCAUAAUAUUUAAGAUAAGUAUUAGUUUUUCUGAAAAUCCUUUAUUUGGAUCUCACUGUUUUGAUUAGAAAAUGUAGCAGUGUUUUUUACAGAUAUUAUUUUGGCUUUUUAUGCUUUCUUGUAGAAAGUGCCUUCGAAGUUAAAAUUCCUUAGUGUUCUUUCCUAGUUGCUUGCUUUAUACCUGAUAAUCCUAUAGUUAUUGGAAGAGUAGUAAGCUUUAUUCUUCCUUUCUCCAAUUUAGAAUCCUUUCAAUCUAGAUUAGUAAAACAUUGCAUUUGAUUGAUAUGGUUUCCAGGUUUAAAAGUAUAAAAGAAAAGCUAAACUUCAAAAUAGUCUCACCAGACUAGUCUGGCCCCACUUUUAAACUUAGGACAUACUGCCGAAGAAUGGUUGUACACAGAGAACUUAGGAAUGAGAUUUCAUUUUAAGCCUUUGAAAGGCAAACUUCUUUUAUAUUCCUUCUUUUCCUUGAGAAUUUAUGAUCUUUGACUCUGUAAAUACAAAGCAGUACCUGAAAGUCUUUAGGUUUGUGGUAUCUUUAUUUUCCUAUGACAUCUAUAAGCUGUUCAUUAUGGGAAGCAGAGGGAACCAUUUGCUUUUAUUAAAAUUCUAUGUUAAUUAUAUUUUUGCAAAUAGGUUAAGGUACCCCUGCUGGGUUGUUCUUGAGCCCUAGUACAAAUGAAAGACUAAAUUAAAAAGAGCAAAGAGAAUUGGAUUGUCUGCUGGGCUUUUUAUUUAGCUUUAAAACAGUGAGGGAGCUUAGUAACAAUCAAUGGGGCUUGAAAAUUUAGAUAAAUCUUAAUAUAGCAAGUAGUUUUUAGUUUUAGCAAUGUUUAAAUCUUGAUAUAAGUCCAAAAUCAGUUGUUGCUUUGUUGAAAUAUUUAUUUGGAUGGCUAAAUACCCCAUGUGGAUUAAUGUCAUUGACAUAACUGCUGUAAUUAAUGUUUUAGAAGUACAUAUUGUUAAAUUAAUAAUGUAUAAACCGUAUAAAUUUUAUAUUCUGUAUGAGAUUA
This is a messenger RNA of Monodelphis domestica (gray short-tailed opossum), 4752 nucleotides long. RefSeq names its product GID complex subunit 8 homolog (gene GID8). Gene Ontology annotation, molecular function: protein binding. The record is from RefSeq and is a predicted model, not a curated record. Lineage: Eukaryota; Metazoa; Chordata; Mammalia; Didelphimorphia; Didelphidae.